Molecule: messenger RNA, 1799 nt
Organism: Ictalurus furcatus (blue catfish)
Lineage: Eukaryota; Metazoa; Chordata; Actinopteri; Siluriformes; Ictaluridae
Gene: fgf10a
Product: fibroblast growth factor 10a
Exons: 3
Coding region: 1185-1799 (204 amino acids)
Biological process (GO): positive regulation of gene expression; positive regulation of canonical Wnt signaling pathway; positive regulation of epithelial cell proliferation
Cellular component (GO): cytoplasm
Molecular function (GO): chemoattractant activity; type 2 fibroblast growth factor receptor binding; growth factor activity
Source: RefSeq, a predicted model, not a curated record
UUCUGUCGUUCCCCCAGUGAUCUUUGGGGCAUUUAGGUGACUUUAAUUGUCCUCAUGACAAUAAAAGCAAGGUUCUAGGUGCUUUGAAGUUCAGAGAGGCCACGGCUCACAUGCAGCUCCAGUGAGUGAAGGUGUGUCAUCGUUUUUAAAGGAGAGGAAUAGGAUUGCUGGUGAGGACUGGGAAAGAAGGGGUGGUGAGUAAAUGAAGGGAAAAGUUCCAGGUGUCUCUGAUAAGGCUCACAUGGCCAGAGGGAUCUGGAGGAAGAGAGAGAGAGAGAGAGAGAGAGAGAGAGAGAGAGAGAGAGAAAGAGAGACCUGGCUGCUCUGCACCGGGCAACUUGGGGCUCACAACUUAAAAGGGAGGGAACAGUGUGGGAGGGGCUAAGAGAAAAAGGGAGAGAGAGUGAGAGAGAGAGAGAGAGAGAGAGAGAGAGAGAGAGCACAAGACAGCAACUGCAAGAAAGAAAGCGAGACAGAUAGUAGAAGAGCGGAAAAAAAAUAGUUCUGACACACACACACACCCACACACACACCCACACAGAUCUUCAAAGCCGAGUGCUUUUCAUGGACUGCCUAUUAGCUAAAAAGAUUACAUCUGGGGCCCUGCUCUGAAUAAAUAAGGUGAGAAGAGUGGCAGAGCUCAGUCACUUCAGAGGGAGAGAUCCAUCCUGCUCCACCUCAGGACCCACAACUUAAACUUCGGUAAAGAGCAGGACACACAGGAGGGACUCUUCACAUAGAGAAGAGGAAAGGAGUGGAAGAGGCACGCUCUCGUCUCUUUCACUGCCCACACAGACUCACUUGCAGAGGGACCAGGGAUUACACGAGUUUUGGAUUCUCCCAUCUUCUGUCAAGAGCAUAUUUGCAAUUCAUGAAUCAAAUUAAAUUUGGACAUUUUUUUUUCCUCUCCAAAGGACAUUUUUCUUCUCCCUGAUUUUUCAGAGGUUGACUGGAGCUCUUUGACAGCACUGUGGGUCCGUCUCCAAGGGCAAGAGGGUGAGUGAACCGAGUUAUGGAUGUUGACACCUUCCUUUCGGACACGAAGGGAACCAGGUCCAGAGUAGGAAUUGACAUUUACAUCGGACGCUCGGGGCUCUGCCCCCUGGCCUCUUCCCUUCUCCCAGGCAGCUCACCAGCAUGUACCUUUCUGUGAGGCUCUUCCCAGUCCUCCACCCUCCAGUACAAUGUGCACAUGGGAAGUGACUAAGAGUGCCGCAGCCUGGGUUCGUGUGUCCUACCUGUCCUCGCUGCUGCUGCUGCUCGUGCUCGCGUUCUCGGCUCUGCCCGUGGCAUGCCACGAUGCCCGCAGGGCCGCACGUACCUCCAGGGUGGCCAACAACUCGUCCUCGACCGCCAUGGUGGUGGGCCGGCAUGUCCGCAGCUACAGCCACCUCACAGGAGAUGUGCGCCGCAGGAAGCUCUUCUCCUAUCAGAAGUUUUUUCUCAGGAUUGAUAAGGACGGCACUGUCAAUGGCACCAAGACCAAGGACGAUCCGUUCAGUAUACUCGAAAUCAAGUCUGUGGAUGUUGGAAUUGUGGCAAUUAAAGGCCUCAAUAGCAACUAUUACCUUGCGAUCAACAAGAAAGGGGUGGUGUAUGGAGCGAAGGAGUUUGGCACUGACUGCAAGCUGAUAGAGCGGAUCGAGGAGAACCGGUACAACACGUACGCCUCGGCAGAGUGGAAGAACAAGAAGAAGCACAUGUUCGUGGGUCUGAGCGCCAACGGCAAGCCAAUGAGGGCCAAGAAGACGCGGAGAAAAAACACGGCCACACACUUCCUGCCCAUUCCCAUCGCAUAG